Molecule: messenger RNA, 3196 nt
Organism: Acyrthosiphon pisum (pea aphid)
Lineage: Eukaryota; Metazoa; Arthropoda; Insecta; Hemiptera; Aphididae
Product: alpha-(1,6)-fucosyltransferase
Exons: 9
Coding region: 508-2211 (567 amino acids)
Biological process (GO): protein N-linked glycosylation
Cellular component (GO): Golgi cisterna membrane
Molecular function (GO): protein binding; glycoprotein 6-alpha-L-fucosyltransferase activity
Source: RefSeq, a predicted model, not a curated record
UUAUCUAUGGCGACGACACUCCGCGAAGGUGAUAACGCGAGAGACUGAUAACGCACGCGCGCCCCCCAAGAUAAUACCUAUAGUAAAGUUAGUAGUUGGCUGGUUGGAACUGCACACUACACAGCGACUAGACCAGCGGCCGUCCGAACGUCGCCCGCUGGCGAAGAACGAUUUCUAAUUCUUAAACUCGUGAGGGUCCGGUCCGGACCCAGUCUCUGACCCUCGAAUUCUUUACUCGAAUCUCCCGAUGACGACGUGUCGACAGCUCCGUGGACGACAGUCGCAAGACAUCUCCCGUUCGCCGACAUGGUGAUGACCAUCGAGGUAAGACGAACGGAUAUCUCUAUUCACUCGUCCGUCGUUGACAACGGGUGGACCUACGGUGGUGGUCUGCCCGCUACUCAUCCUACAUGGUCAUCGCCCUGUCAUCGGCACAUGGGAACGACAGCUGCGUUCUGCACGAUUGAGCGAACGCUUGGCGGCAGUAGAAUCAGUAAUCAUUAAAACAUGAGACAACAGGGAUGGCUGCGCAUUUUGGCGUUUUUAGCGUUUUCAUGGGUAGCGUUCCUUUUGGUGACUGUUAAGCUUGUUAGGCAACAAGAUACCAACGAUGGGGAUUCAUCUCAAAGACUGGCCAGGGCUCUUCGAGAACUUGAUAAAUUACAUAAAAGCAAUGCUGAGCUUAAUGCUUUAGUGUUGGAUUUGAAUUACAAUCCAAGAAUAGACAAUAAGAAAAUUCUUUUGUCAUAUUUCCAAAAUUCUAAACAGAGUGGACUAAAUGGUCCAUCUGAAGAAUAUGAACUUUCACGUCGUCGUAUAUUUUCGAACACUAAAGAACUUUGGUAUUAUGUCAACUCUGAAUUACAAUCUUUAGUCAAAGAAGAUGAUAGUGUCAGAGUGGAACACAUUUCAAAAAUUAAAAACAUUAUUGGUGAACACUAUAGAUCUUUAUUAAAAGAUGUAUCGAGUUUAGCUGAUGUUGAUGGUCAUGCAGCAUGGAGACAACAGGAAUCUGAAAAUUUAAGUAAUUUAGUUCAAAAAAGAUUGAAACAUUUACAAAAUCCAUCAGAUUGUGCCAAAGCAAGAAAACUAGUUUGUGACUUAAAUAAGGGUUGUGGAUAUGGUUGUCAACUGCAUCAUGUUGUUUAUUGUUUUAUUGUUGCAUAUGCAACAGAAAGAACAUUAAUUUUGAGGUCUAAAGGUUGGAGGUAUUCCAAAGGAGGAUGGCAAGAUGUAUUCUUACCAUUGAGUGAUACAUGUCUUUUACCAAAUGGAGAAACAACCAAUCGGUGGCCAGGUCAUCGAAAUACUCAAGUUAUUACUCUACCUAUAAUUGACUCAAUCAACCCAAGACCUCCUUUCCUUCCUCUUGCAUUACCUGAAGACUUAGCUCCACGAUUAAAUGUAUUACAUGGAGAUCCUGUGGUUUGGUGGAUAGGCCAAUUUCUCAAGUAUAUGCUCCGACCGCAACCAGCUACUAGUAAUAAACUAGAUGAAUACGGCAAAAAAGUUAAAUUCCAAAAACCAAUUGUUGGAGUACACAUUAGAAGAACUGACAAAGUUGGUACUGAAGCUGCAUUCCAUAAACUAGAUGAAUAUAUGGUACACGUUGAACAGUAUUACAAAUAUAAAGAACUAACUGAUAAAGUAGAUAAAAAACGUGUUUAUUUAGCUACGGAUGAACCAAAAUUAUUUUCUGAAGCUAAACGCAAGUAUCCUGAGUAUGAAAUAGUUGGUGAUGAAGACAUUUCUAAAACUGCAUCAAUCAGUAAACGUUAUUCUGAUCAAUCUCUAAGUGGUAUCAUAACUGACAUACAUUUUUUGUCUCUCAGUGACUACUUAGUAUGUACUUUUUCAUCACAGGUAUGUCGAGUAGCCUAUGAGAUAAUGAACAGUCUCCAUCCUGAUGCGUCAACUUUAUAUACAUCUUUAGACGAUAUUUAUUAUUACGGUGGUCAAAAACGCAGACUUCAUGUAGCCGUAUUACCUCAUAAGGCAAAUGGACCGCAUGAAAUGAAUUUGAUGGUUGGUGAUGAGAUUGCUGUUGCCGGUAACCAUUGGGAUGGUUAUUCAAAAGGAACAAAUUUAAGAACAAAAGAAAGUGGCUUAUAUCCUACAUUUAAGGUGUCCCCCAAAAUUGAAACUGCGCCUUUUGCCAGUUAUCCAGAUGUAACAUUAAGUACUAAUGAAUUACAAGAACAAAAAAGGUAACUACAAUACUGACAAUAUUAUAUAGACUUAUACAAACAGGAAAUAGUUUUGUGCUCGUUUUAGCCCAAAGCUUGGACAAUUAUAUUUUACUUUAUAAAUACCAUAUACAUAUUAUAAUUUUAAAGUGUCAAAACAUUUUUAAUUGUUAAAUUAGGUACAAAUAAUUUUAGUUCAAUUAAGUUAAACUAAUUUCAAUUUUACUGUGAUCGCGUCUUCUAGGUUUAAUAUUAAAUAUUAAUUAUUCUUUGCUCUCUACUGUAUCGACUAGUCCUUAUAUGCUACUUAAAAUACCACUUGUAUUGUUAUGCUAUCUACCAACAAAUUAUUAUUGUUAUAUUAUGCUAUUUAAUCCCUUACAAAUUGUUAUAAAAAAUAGUACAUCACAUACUUUAUGUUUGUUUCUUAAAUAGUUCCAUAUUUUUGGAAUUUAUAUAAUAUAAAUAUAGAUUUAUUUACUUAUUUAUUUAUUUCAGUAGUCUGUAUCUAAAGUAAGUAACCCUCCACAAGAAACUAUUGAACUCCUUUUUUUGUUUUCACUGUUUAUUUUAUAUCAAUUUAGAAGAUCAACAUUGUUUGAUGUAAUCCAUUAAUUAACUACUCUGUUUUUCUAUGGACUGUUCAUAUUUGAGUUCUAAUUUCUAUUAUUAUUAAAAAAAUUCUGGAGUAAACAAUGUUUAGAAGCUUAUUAGAAAUCUAUGAGUAAAAUGGAUAUCUUAAUAGACGAAGCUACCGGUCUCAAUAAUAGAAUUGUAUCAAAGGACAGGACUGUUUAAUAUUUUACUAUAAUAUCUAACAGACCAACAGACGCGUAUAGCCAGAAUUUUUUUAGUGGGUCUUUUAGUUUUAUAUUUAAAUAUAACUUGUGGGGGCUUUACACACUAUUGUAGUCAUCAAUCUUCAUAUUAAUAUAAUAUCAAAUAUGAAAUAGAACCAUAUGACAACAUAUUUUGUAGAAAUCUGAGGCGUAUAACAAAUGUUUGCAUAA